Molecule: messenger RNA, 4192 nt
Organism: Epinephelus fuscoguttatus (brown-marbled grouper)
Lineage: Eukaryota; Metazoa; Chordata; Actinopteri; Perciformes; Serranidae
Gene: dhrs11a
Product: dehydrogenase/reductase 11a
Exons: 7
Coding region: 265-1032 (255 amino acids)
Source: RefSeq, a predicted model, not a curated record
UGGGAGGUGAUGUGAACCAAACAUUUACUCACGCCACGGCUCUUCAUAUUUCAUCCAGAGGAGCGCAUGGAUCCGGGCUCAGGCACACUGCCCGCCGCUGUCCUGGAUGCUGCUGCACGGACCGAGACCGGAGGCUGCUGCAUCCCUCAGUGUGAACACACCGUACAAACACCGACAGUAGUGACCGUGUGAGGAGCCGAGUAGGCGGAGGAGCAGCACCGUGUUCCGUGUACAGUACCGGUGAAGGCAGACAGGACGGUGGAGAUGGAGCGGUGGAAAGGCAGAGUGGCCCUGGUGACCGGAGCCUCGGUGGGGAUCGGAGCGGCUGUAGCCCGGGCACUGGUCCAGCAGGGCAUGAGGGUUGUCGGCUGUGCCAGGAAUGUCGACAAAAUAGAGAAGCUGGCAGCAGAAUGUCAGAGUGCAGGCUACAGCGGCACACUGAUCCCUUACAAGUGUGACCUGUCCAACGAGGAGGAGAUCCUGUCCAUGUUUUCAGCUAUCAAGACGCUGCACAAGGGUGUGGACGUGUGCAUCAACAAUGCCGGACUGGCACACAACGAGCCCUUGCUCAGCGGAAAGACCGAGGGCUGGAGGAACAUGAUCGAUGUGAAUGUCUUAGCCUUGUCUAUCUGCACCCGUGAGGCGUACAAAUCAAUGAAGGAGAGGAAUGUGGACGACGGCCACAUCAUCAAUAUUAACAGUAUGGGUGGGCAUCGAGUGGUGCCGAGUGCUGAUGAGCAUUUCUACUGUGCCACUAAAUACGCUGUGACUGCUUUGACUGAGGGGAUACGGCAAGAGCUGCGAGAGGCAAACACCCACAUCAGAGCCACAUGUAUAUCUCCUGGAAUAGUGGAGACUGAGUUUGCCUUCCGGCACCACAACAGCGAUCCAGAGAAAGCAGCUGCGGUGUAUGAGAGUAUGAAAUGUUUGAAAGCAGAAGACAUAGCCAGUGCGGUCACAUUUAUCCUCAGUGCCCCUCCUCAUGUCCAGAUUGGAGACUUGCAGUUGAGGUCAGUAGAGCAGGUGUCAUAGCAGUGCAACAGGAAGCUGCAGGAGGAGCAGACAGACAGCAGCCAUGGUGACUCCUUAGUGACCUCUGCUGGGCGAGGGAAGAGGGUGGUGGGGGGGGGGGUACAAAUCAACUAUAGCUGUGUUGGAUCUGCAGGGACGUGGUCAAAGAAGGCUGGAGUCUUGAGGAGGCUGUGUGAGGAAAUGAAGGGCUUGGACUUUGUAAACCACUACAGAAAUACUACUGAAUGCAGCGACCUGGUAUUUGUGAAUCGUCGAGCCCGGUCCUGAACUGAGCUGAGUCCAAACUACAGUCGGAACAAAUAACAGAGGAGAGAGUUGCUGCUGCUGUGCUUUGUGGUCAUCUGCACGACCAUCACUUCAGAGGGAAGAGUAUGCCAUUGAUUGCACGUUUUUUGUUUUUGUAGGUCAUAUGACAUAUCUUUUUGAAAUUAAAUGGAAAGAGUAAUUGCUGUUUAUAAGAUUUUUUUGUUUAUUUUUUUUUUAUAAAUAUUUUAACUUUUGAUCAUAGAUAGAUGUGGUCUCACACUCAUUAACCAUAGACGAUACUACCCACUGUAACUAACCAUCGACAGUUUGUCCACCCUGCAACCUUUUCUCACCGUAUGUUCUCACAAACACUUUCAGUUACUCUUGUUUGGAUCGAUCAAGGUUUCAGGAAUCUGGAAAAGUGUAGGAGUCGCUUUCUGUUAAAGGAAUACCUCAUUCCCCAAAUGAUCAUGUUUGUCAGUCACUCACCCCAUGUGUUAUGUUGAAUCGGUGAAGAAAACUGUGAAGAAGGGUCACAAGGGUCCCCAUUUAAAGGGGUACUUUGCUGAUUUUCAACCAGCUUUGUAUCAAAAUAAUGUUGGUAGUAUCAAAUAAACUUCCCUCCAUCUAACCAGUACCUAGAUAUUCACCCCUACCCUCCGCCAGAUGAAGCGGGUGGUGCACAACAGGUCAUCUGGCAGCAUUUGGCUCACUCUCCAGGCCUGUUGCUUGAACUAUAGGCUGUACUUUUGCAUUUUCAUAUCACUUGAUGCCACAACCACAGACAUAAAGAGUGUAGAAGCAGAUAAAGCGACAUGGCCUGCCCCUCCUUGUCUCUCUCCCAAACUCAGACCUAAAUCUGAUCAAGCGGUGAAACAAGGCAGUGCUGAUCGAAUAUAGAUCAAUAUUAUGUCACUGCACUAUCUUUUUCUUGCAUAAAAUGAUUUCAGAAACAUAUUUCAGUGCCGUGUUUGGCUGUAGUAGCCAGAGUUGGUGAACAGAAGUGGGUGCCAUACUGUUUCCUGCACAAUGAAAGCAGAGGUUGAAAAAACUGGGAUCAAACGGUAAAACUAGGCAACGCUGAUCAAAUAUGAACCAAGAUUCUGUAACUGAGUUGUUGGCAUUGUUCUCGCCUCAGUUGUUUUCAGCUUACUAUUUAAACGAUUUGUGUCAUUCAUGCAUUCAUUUUUCAUAAAAGCUUAUCUUGUUAGGGGUCACGGGGGGUUGGAGCCUAUCCCAGCUAACAUUAGGCAAGAGGCCAGACUAUUGCAGGGCUAACAUAUAGAGACAGACAACCAUUCACACCUAUGGCCAAUUUAAAGUCACCAAUUAACCUGCAUGUCUUUGGAUUGUUGGAGGAAGCCGGAGUACCUGGAGAAAACCCACACUGACACAGAGAGAACAUGCAAACUCAGCACAGAAGGGCUCCCCCACCCGGGGGUUCAAACCAGGAACUCUCUUGCUGUGACACAACAAUGCUAACCACUGCAUCACCAUGCAUUCAUAUCAAACAGACAAAUUCGCAUUACGUCACCUGCCUGUGUGGGGCGUUAAUAGGUCUGAUGCAGCGCAGUGCAUUCUGGCAGUUGGGGGUUUUCUGCCUCUUGAGCAAAAGCAAAUGCCACAGUCCUUUUUCUCGUUUUCUUUGGUCACCAAAAUUAGAAUUAUUUGCAUCUUUCUAUUCCAUAGACGGCCCAGUUUUCCUCUUAGCAGUGAAAUACGUCUUCAGCAGCAGAAGAACUAUAUUUAAAGUCUGUUUACGGGCUCUGACACAAGUCGUGCAGUAUAAUCCAAGUCUACUUUAUCUAUUCGAAUGCUCAGUGCUUUGCAUAUACGUGCAUUUUCUCUUAAACUUUGCUAUUAAAAACUGAACUGAAAGUGAAACUUAUUUAUGCUCUCUUCAAAGCCAGAUUCCACUGACAAACAGUUCAGGGUAAAACAGUAAUUUUACCUCGUUGAACACAGUAUCCUGGUCCAGCGCUGUCUCGAUCAGUUAGGUUUUUUGCCAUAUUGUGGAACUGUGGUGUAAUGAAGGGUUAGUUUGGAUUCACCAUAGUCACAAUAACACAAACAGACUAACUAAUCAAGGCAGCGCUAGACCAGGAAAUCCUGUGAUCAGCGAGGUAAAAUUACUUUGUUCGUCAAUGGAGUCUGGCUUUGAAGAGAGCAUGGAUAAGUUUCACUUUCUGUUUAGUUCCCUGUUAGAAAGGACUGUCUGUGUGGGAUGUACUGAGCAUGCAACUGGAUAAAUGAGACUUGAUUAUACUGCACGAGGUGUGUGAGAGUUUGUAAAUGGAUUCUGAAAAUGUGGACCCCUAUGGGUUCAGUUCAUCAGAAAUUCUCUCCUAUUUUUGGGUUCUUGGUUCACUGUGGAGGCUUGCGAGAAAAACAAAGGUUUUAGUGCAUUCAACAUAACACAAUGAGAGUAAUUGAUAUACAGAUGGUCAUUUCAGGGGUGAAGUGUUCCUUUAAGCAGGAGUUUCUACAGUCCACCUUUUUGCCUGUGGAAUUUAACUUGUUCUGCACUUUGGAUUCAUUCAUGAGGAGGAACUAUAAGAGGGAAACGCUGGCAACUUAUGCAGGGGAAGAAACUAACUCUGUGUACAUGCAUACCCUAGAGAUGUGUACCUUACAGUGGAAAUAUCUCCUUUAAUGAAUUAAUAAAAACAAUUGCCCAAAAGUAAGUAAUGGCCUGUGUUAAUGUUCACAAGAAAACUUGAUUUCACAGAAAGAAGACACGAGUUGUGGACUUUGUGACAUGUUUUUAUUAUACCUUACAUGACAUGAUGUGACAUGACAUGACAUGACAUGACAUAAUUGCAUGACCCAUGUACUACUUUAUUUACCACCUGUGUAUAUCAGUUUUAUCAGCAGUGCCCUGUUGCAGUUGACGUAAUAAAUGAGUCAGCCACAA